UUGUGGGUAGGCGUAGAUAGAAGUGUUCAAUACAACUGAGUCUCAGACGAGGCCUACAGUGAGCAUUGGUGUGUUCAAAUGUGAUAGAUUGUUCAGCCGGGUGUGUAUAAUUUUGUCCCCAGCCCAUUCGCACUUGUUAUAUGGGUAGACCGGUAGAGAAGUGGGAACAACGUUUGUGUAGCGGAUUCGGAGUGACCUGAUGGUCUCCUAAUCUACAAUGCACUGGUGUGUUCAAAUGUGAUAGGUUGUUCAGCCAGGUGUGUAUAAUUUUGUCUCCAGCCCAUUCGCAGUUAUUAUAGGUGGACCGGUAGAGAAGUGGGAACAAUGUUUGUGUAGCGGAUUCGGAGUGACCUGAUGGUCUCCUAAUCUACACUGCCAAUCCCUAAACCUUUUUGUUGGUUGGUGGGCCGUUCUAGAAGGCAGUUAUGAAUCAAGUCAAAAUACAUCCAUCCGUCUGACCUUAUGCUAGUGGUGUCUCGCUUGCUCUCGUCCUCGAUCUCCUGCAGUUCCAGUUUAAGGACAAAGUAUAGGCUAAAGAGUAUAAGUAGUCAGAUGGGUAGUGAGAAUUUACUUCCAGAAAAGAGAAAACAAGCCACUCUUCGUCUGUGCAAUGUGUCCAGUCAUAUGACUGAAUUACUUGAGUUGCGAGCGGAAGAUCCUUUGAUCAACAUUUUGCUUAUCCCAGGAAAUCCAGGUAUUAUAUCUUUUUACAAGGACUUCGUGGAAGCAGUUUAUGAGCUUCUUGGAGGAAAGGCAUCAAUAACAGCAAUUGGGCAUAUAUCUCAAACAAGAAAGAAUUGGGAGGGUGGAAGGUUGUUCUCAUUAAAUGAGCAAAUCAAUCACAAGGUUGACUUCAUCAAGAAUGAGCUUCAAUACGCGGAAAUUCCUCUAUUAUUGGUUAGCCACUCUAUUGGUUCAUACAUCUCUCUUGAAAUUUUUAGGAGACUUCCAGAGCAGGUUAAAUAUUGUAUAGGGCUGUAUCCAUUUUUAUCUUUGAACAAGGAAUCUGCAAAGCAGUCUCUGAUAGGGAAGAUUGUAGUUUCCCAGAUCUUUUCUUUUCUUGUAAGCUCCACUGCAGCAGUGUUUGGCUUGUUUCCAAGCUGGGCUUCUAGAUUUUUAGUGAGAAGAUCUAUUGGGAAGUCUUGGUCUGCGACAGCAGUUGAGGCUGGCUGCAAUUACCUUCUUCAGUACCAUGUCAUGCGGAACGUCCUCUUUAUGGCAAUGACAGAGUUUGAUAAGCUUUCAGAAGCACCGGAUUGGAGGUUCAUAAGAGGAAAAUGGGAUCAAAUUGCCUUUCUGUUUGGUCAUGAUGAUCACUGGGGUCCAUUGUCAAUGUCUGAAGAGAUUACUAAGCAGGUCCCAGACGUAGCUUUAACAAUAGAACGGGAAGGCCACACUCAUGCUUUCUGUUGCAGUGAGGCUGGAUCAUUAUGGGUUGCUUAUCAUGUAGUAAGCUUAAUAAAUCGUCAAAUUCUAAUUGCAAGCCAGUAAGGUUAGAUUCCUGGCAUAUGACCAGAAGAGAGAUUUCUUUCAUUAGCAUAAGAUGCUAUAUCUAGUAAUUGGUCAUGUGACUCGUGCCUAAUUCCUUUGGUGUCAUGACGCAUGCAAAUACCAUGGACACAUUUCUGUGAUGCUGUUGAUGCGGAGAUCUUUGGUGGACAGGACUCAUAGAAGGCAUAUUUCAGUAGCUUACAAUUAGUUUACUAUUGCUCUAGGGCAUGCAUGCACCACUUCGUAAUUAGGGGUGACCAUUGAAAAUCUUGAAAUUGAAAAGAAAACACCUAAUGACUAAUGUCAAAGAAAAAAAAGGGGAGUUUGUAUUUCUUAUCUGGAACAGAAAAAUGUGACUUUAUUGUUCUGAAAUCUUGACAUACACCCAUAUGCAAAACAUGACAGCCCAAGGUUUACCAUAUACCAGUCUUAUGUGGCAAAUUUACCAUUUGUUUAUAUAUCUUUCAUUA
Molecule: messenger RNA, 1961 nt
Organism: Nelumbo nucifera (sacred lotus)
Lineage: Eukaryota; Viridiplantae; Streptophyta; Magnoliopsida; Proteales; Nelumbonaceae
Product: alpha/beta-Hydrolases superfamily protein
Biological process (GO): lipid storage
Cellular component (GO): lipid droplet
Molecular function (GO): lipase activity
Source: RefSeq, a predicted model, not a curated record